UCAAAACCACGACAGCAGCGACGACGACAUUGCACCAAAAUCGCAUUCAAUUCACUCUCAGUAGCAGGAGAGACAUACUGAAAGGACUCGAAUUCGCAACUUUUCCAUUGAUUCCUGUGAAGGAGCCCGCUCAUUCAUACCCUGCAAGACAGAUGAAGGUUGGCGCCCACCUCCCGAUGUUUCCGUUGGACCCUUCCUUCAUCGUUUUCAAAGCCUCGCCGAAGGACGCCCCUGCUCUUAGCGCUGCUAUCAAGGAAGUCAUUACCGCAAUUUCGCAAACUCAACUUUCCAUGUCAAGAUUACUAUAUUCCUUAUUGAAGCUCAUAAAAAUUACAGGGUUUGUAAGAGAAUUUGGUAUAUUACUCUCUUAUCUCUGUUUGAGGCCUUGCUUCUUUGCAGGUAUGAAAGUCAAAUUUACUAAGAUUCUGAAAUUUUGUUUUAGCUCGCUAUUGAUUUUACUCCAAAAUCCAAAUUAGUGAAAAUGAUUGACCACAUUCUAUUGUGGUUGUCUUUUUCAUAGCUUCCAUUCUUUUCCUAAUAGAGACGUCCACUCAACUCUGCCUCGUACUGUAAACCACAACAUCUCUGAAUAAACCAAAAAUCUUCUUAUGUAUGCUCUUACAUCACGACAUGGGAGGAUGAGCUUGAAUUUUUGCGAAAAUAAAUUGUGGUGAGAAUGUAUGUUCUUCUGUAUAUAUGAGAGAGUGCUAAUGGGUAGAAACCGCAACUGGCAUACUAAACUCUUCACUAAACUCAAAGUUGAUGAUAUGGCCUCCCAAUUGCAACUCCAUUUCAUCUUGUUUCCUCUACUAGCCCAAGGCCACAUGAUCCCCAUGAUAGAUAUUGCUCGCUUGCUGGCAAAGCGUGGUGUGAUUGUAACCAUAGUCACUACGCCGCGAAAUGCAGCACGUUUUACAGCAGUUAUUACUCGUGCCAGAGAAUCUGGCCUCCAAAUCAAGUUAGAACAAGUUCACUUUCCAUUUGGAGCUGCAGGAUUACCAGAAGGGUGUGAGAAUCUCGACAUGCUUCCUUCAAAUGAGAUGGCCACCAGUUUCAUGAAUGCACUUUCCUUGCUUCAUUUGCCUGCCGAAAAAUUGCUCCAAGAGCUGACACCUAGGCCAAGCUGCAUAAUCUCUGACAUGUAUCUUCCUUGGACAGUCAAUCUAGCAACCAAGUUCCAUAUUCCAAGAAUUUCUUUCAAUGGGUUUUCUUCCUUUUGUAUCUUGUGCUCGCACAACAUACACAAUUCUAACGUUCUUGACAGCAUAGGUUCUGAAUCUGAAUGCUUUGUCGUGCCUGGCUUCGAGGAACAUGUUGAAUAGUAAUUUACGAAAGCUCAGGUGGGAAUGAUCAUAUGUCCAAAUGACCUAGAAUCUCAAGAGUAUCUUGAUAAAGUACUAGCUGCUGAAAAAGUUAGCUAUGGGAUGAUUAUUAAUACAUUUGAAGAGUUGGAGCCAGCACAUGUCAAAGAGUACAAGAAGGUUAGAGCAGACAAAGCUUGGUCUAUUGGUCCAGUUUCCCUAUACAAUAAAGACACUUUGGAUAAGAUUCAGAGAGGAAACAAGGCUUCAAUGGAUGAACAUGAAUGCUUGAAGUGGCUAGACUUGCAGCAACCGGGAUCUGUAAUUUAUGCUUGCUUUGGAAGCAUUAGUAACCUAACGCCUUCACAAAUGAUAGAGCUUGGAUUAGGCUUAGAGGCAUCGAGAAAACCAUUUAUUUGGGUUUUAAGGGCAGGAGAUCAAUCAAAAGCCUUGGAGAAGUGGAUUUUAGAGUAUGGAUUCGAUGAAAGAAUUAGAGAAAGAGGUCUCUUGAUUAGAGGUUGGGCUCCCCAAGUCUUAAUAUUGUCACACCAAGCAAUUGGAGGAUUCUUAACGCAUUGUGGAUGGAAUUCAACACUCGAGGCAAUUACUAUGGGGGUGCCAAUGGUCACAUGGCCUCUUUUUGGUGACCAAUUUGUCAAUGAAAAGUUAGUUGUGCGAGUGCUAAAUAUUGGAGUUAGUGUUGGUGUAGAGGUCCCUAUACAAUGGGGAGAAGAAGAGAAACUGGGGGUGUUGGUGAAGGAAGAAGAUGUUAACAACGCAAUAAACAGGUUAAUGGAGGAAGGUGAAGAGGGUGAAGGAAGAAGAAGGAGAGCAAGAGAGCUUGGGGAGAUGGCAAAGAGAUCGGUAGAAGAAGAUGGUUCUUCUUAUCUCAAUUUGACAAUGCUUAUCGAAGCUAUCAUGCAACAAGUUUGAGGCAAGGCGUCGAUUCCACACCGCAGAGAAAAAGGUUUUUUCCAUUAAUUUUAAAUGUAAGUUAAUGUUUGUUUUAUUUAUAAGGAAAUGAAAACAUUCCUUUUCCCCAAGCUUUUCGUCAUUUUCAGGCUUGUGUAUUUUUGUGUCGAUUUGAAGUAUUGUGAUCAACAUUAUGCUUUAGGUUUACAGUGCCUGCUAA
Messenger RNA from Tripterygium wilfordii, 2433 nucleotides. RefSeq names its product UDP-glycosyltransferase 73C6-like. Lineage: Eukaryota; Viridiplantae; Streptophyta; Magnoliopsida; Celastrales; Celastraceae. The record is from RefSeq and is a predicted model, not a curated record. Gene Ontology annotation, molecular function: UDP-glycosyltransferase activity.